Aegilops tauschii subsp. strangulata is the source of this 492-nucleotide messenger RNA. Lineage: Eukaryota; Viridiplantae; Streptophyta; Magnoliopsida; Poales; Poaceae. The record is from RefSeq and is a predicted model, not a curated record.
AUGCUGAACUCUGGCAAGCCACCGGUUACUGUAGGAUCCUCUCUUGGUGUGAACGAGUCAACUGUCUCACUGGUAACUCAGGUGUUUGUUGAAGCUAUGUGGGAGCGAGCCUUGCACCACUUCAGCUGGCCUGGCUCCGCUAGAAUGGAGAUGAUCAAGCGCAAGUUUGACAGGAUCCACGGCCUGCCAAAUUGUUGUGGUGUUGUACAUACAACCCACAUCAAAUUUGGAUCACAAAAUUGUGACCAUGAAGAGUAUGCCGACACGCUAAUGCAAGCUGUCGUUGAUCCAGAUAUGAGGUUCACAAACACCCGCUUCAGGCUGUCAGGUAGCAUGAUGAACCAAUUGGGCGUUUUGCAUGACUCAGAUCUCUUCAAGAUGGGCGAGGAUGGUUCUUGCCUGAAUGGCAGUAAGCUGAAGUUAUCAGAUGGCUCGGAUGUCGGGGAAUACAUCAUUGGAGAAUACACUCUGCAACUACAGCUGUCGCACUGA